Messenger RNA from Rana temporaria (common frog), 4513 nucleotides. It is a transcript of the gene ADAMTS15, whose product is annotated as ADAM metallopeptidase with thrombospondin type 1 motif 15. The transcript is spliced from 8 exons. Lineage: Eukaryota; Metazoa; Chordata; Amphibia; Anura; Ranidae. Gene Ontology annotation, biological process: proteolysis; extracellular matrix organization. The coding region runs from base 759 to 3575 and encodes 938 amino acids. Gene Ontology annotation, molecular function: zinc ion binding; metalloendopeptidase activity. The record is from RefSeq and is a predicted model, not a curated record.
AGGGUUCUGCAAACAGCCCAGAGCCGCAGUGUGAAGGUAGUUGGGAGGACUCCUCAUUCCAUUCUGCUCAUCCAGCACAGCAUAGUCCCUCUAGAUCCCUGCUCCAGAUCAUCCAGUGCCUGCUGAGAAAGCCCCAGGGAGGACAUUUGCUGAGUGUAGAGAAGAGCUCCAACUUCCCAGCAAUGUGCAGAGGAGAGUCGGACGAGGGAGGGAAGAGAGCAGCUGCUGGGAAGAGGCAUUGAGUCUUGCUGGCUCUUUAAACUCUGCCGGCAAUGGAAGGGAGAGGGAGGUUGUGUGUAUAUGUGUGGCUGAUAAUGAGCUACAAGUGGCAGAGGAGAGUCCAAUAAGCCUUCACAGCACCUCCCAGAGAAAAAAAAAAAAAAAAGUCAAUUUGCACAGGACAGGGAUGUAUAUAAAGCCCAACAAGAGCUGAUGUUGCCUGUUUGCAGACAGGUAGUGAAGCAACAAUGACUGCGGCGCUGGGACACGGCGCAGCCUGAACAUCUGGAUUUUGUGGAUGCAGAAGAAGCUGUGACUAUUGGCUGAGGGGACGCCUGCCUGCGCUCCAUCCUUAUGGGCAUCUUUUAUUUCACUAUUUUUCCACCAGUUCCUUUCCUCCAGUAUAUUUCUAGAUCCCCUUUUUUUAUGGUGGAUACAUUUUAUUCUUCUUUAGCUGCACAAUUUACCCCCCUCCUUUCGCCCUUUUCUCCAUAAAGUCUAUUAUUUCCAGUCUCUGGACGGCUUGUAGCUGAGUCACCAUGCAAGCACAGCUGGCUGUCACCUCUCUGCUUACUCUGGAUCUGCUUUUUCUCUCCCCCUCUUUGUAUGCUUGGUCAGAUAAGGUCAUGGUUACCCCCAAAAAGCUGGAUCCUGACAUCAAUGGAAGACAGUAUUAUAAAGAAGGCCAUGAACAGGUUAAGGACAGAGGAGUUAUAUACCAGAUCUCAGCUUUUCAGGAGGAUUUUUAUUUGAACUUAAGUCCUGAUUCUCAAUUCAUUGCCCCGGCUUUUUCGGUGGAUUUCCCUGGCGCUGUCCCCAAACCGUCGCCGAGCCUGAGACACUGCUUCUACUCUGGAGACGUCAAUUCAGAUCGGGAUUCUUUUGCUGCUCUUAGCCUUUGUGGGGGACUUCGGGGGGCUUUUGGCUAUCAAGGGGUGGAAUAUUUCAUCAGUCCGUUAAAGAACGGCACGUGGGAUCAGUUACAGGUUGGCCAGCAGGGGCCGCAUCUCCUGCAGCGCAGGAAAGCACUGUCGCAGUCAGCAGACACUACGUCAAGGUGUGGGGUCAGCUCUGGUUUGAACCAUGGCGUUAUGGAAGCUCUUCAAAAAUACAAACGUUCCAAACAUGGCAAACGCCAUACCAAUGGCACAAGAAGAGGAGGUCAGAGGUCCCGACGCUUUGCCUCUAUCACCAGGUAUGUGGAGACACUGAUCGUGGCAGAUGAGACCAUGCUUAAGUUCCACGGAGAUGACCUUCAGCACUAUCUACUCACUUUAAUGGCCACAGCCGCUCGCCUGUAUCGCCACCCCAGCAUCCAAAAUCCCAUCAACAUAGCCGUGGUAAAGUUCAUGGUCCUGACAGACGAUGGAAAAGGACCCAAAGUUACCACCAACGCUGCCAUGACACUGAGGAGCUUCUGUGGCUGGCAGAAGAAAUGGAACAAAGUGAGUGACAAGCACCCCGAAUACUGGGACACCGCCAUCCUCUUCACCAAAACGGACCUGUGCGGAGCCUCUACCUGCGACACUCUAGGCAUGGCGGAUGUGGGCACCAUGUGCGAUCCGAAACGCAGCUGCUCAGUGAUCGAGGACGAUGGGCUGCCAUCCGCCUUCACCACGGCGCAUGAGCUGGGACACGUCUUCAAUAUGCCACAUGACAACGUCAAGGCCUGCGAGGAGGUGUUCGGAAAACUCAAGGAGAAUCAUAUGAUGUCACCCACAUUGAUCCAGAUUGACCGAGCCAAGCCCUGGUCAGGGUGCAGCGCCGCCAUCAUCACUGACUUCUUAGACAGCGGGCACGGUGAAUGUCUCCUGGACGAACCGGCGAAGCCUAUCUCCCUUCCUGAUGAGCUCUCCGGAGUGCGCUACAGCCUGAACCGACAAUGCGAGUUGGCGUUUGGCCUGGGAUCCAAGCCUUGCCCUUACAUGCAAUAUUGUACCAAGCUUUGGUGUACGGGCAGAGCGAGGGGGCAGCUGGUGUGCCAGACGCGCCACUUUCCCUGGGCUGACGGUACCACCUGUGGUGAGGGAAGGUUCUGCCUGAAUGGAGAGUGUGUGGAGAAACACAACACCAGCCGAUAUAAGGUGGAUGGGUCUUGGGGGAAGUGGAGCCCAUAUGGACAGUGCUCCCGGAAAUGUGGUGGAGGGGUUCAGCUGGCAAAGAGAGAAUGUAACAACCCAGAACCAUCCCACGGAGGGGUCUUCUGUGAGGGUCUAAGGGUCAAAUACAGAUCCUGCUCAUUGAAUCCCUGUCCUGAUACAGAUAAAGGUUUCCGGGAAGAGCAAUGUGAAGCUUUCAAUGGUUACAACCACAGUACCAAUCGACUGACAUCCACGGUAGGCUGGGUCCCCAAAUACUCCGGAGUGUCCCCAAGAGACAAGUGCAAGCUCAUCUGCAGAGCCAAUGGCACCGGCUACUUCUAUGUCCUGGCACCCAAGGUAGUAGAUGGGACGGCAUGCGCACCGGACUCCACAUCAGUCUGUGUACAGGGAAAGUGUAUUAAAGCUGGCUGUGAUGGGCAGCUUGGCUCCAAGAAGAAAUUCGACAAAUGCAGAGUGUGCGGAGGGGACAAUAAAAGCUGCAAGAAGGUGUCCGGUCUCUUCACUAAACCCAUACACGGUUACAACUUUGUGGUCACUGUUCCGGCUGGCGCCAGCAACUUGGACGUGAGGCAACGUGGGUAUAAAGGCCUAAUCAGUGAUGACAACUACUUAGCAGUGAAGAACUCCCAGGGUCGUUACCUGCUGAAUGGGAAUUACAUUGUGUCUGCGGUGGAGCGUGACAUUCCGAUACGUGGCAGCCUGCUGAAGUACAGCGGUACUGGGACUGCAGUGGAGGCCUUACAGGCAAUCAACAACAUACAAGAGCCAUUGACCAUAGAGGUAUUGUGUGUUGGAAAAAUGACCCCUCCACGUCUCCGGUACACCUUCUACAUUCCCAGAGAAAAGAAGGACAAUUCUGCUGGACAAAUAAUAAGUAACAGCCUGGCUGCUCUGCCCCCUCCCCCUCCAAGGCCCAAACCGCAGUCUCAGUGGUCGAGCAGCAACUGGGGAGAAUGUUCAGUCACCUGUGGCAACGGGCAGCAGACUCGAAUAGUGGAAUGUCGCGACCCCUGGGAACAUCUGGCAUCUGACUGCCCAGCCUCUCUCCGGCCACCAGUGGUAAGGACCUGCGGUGACCCGUGCCCCAUGUGGGAGGCUGGAGAAUGGACAAGCUGUUCAAAAGCCUGCGGCAGGGGGUUCAAGAGACGGCAGCUGAGGUGCAGUGCAGGCGGAGGAGUAACUUUACCUAGAGAGCACUGUAAGUUAAAGAGAAAACCUCAGGAGCUGGACUUUUGUAUGGUCCGACCAUGUUAAUGCAGGGGGGACCAAAAAAAACUGUUGACAAAUUUAGAACUUCCUCCAGGCCCGGAGUGGAGGGGAUGUGCCAAAAUAAACCCAUCACCCAAAUACCCGGGGCACCACGUCCAAUGACCAAAGAAUCUACUGUUACAUUCUGAUGGUAACGGCAGUAAUAGUGAACAAAGGGACAUUGAAGUCUAAUUGCUUUGCACUUUCUCUUCGUGGGUCUAUGUCCGUUGUGUCCGUUUUCCAUGUUGGCGGGUCUAGCGUUCCUUCUAGGAUGCAGACUGCAUUGUAGAAAUGGAUUUUCCUAAAGAGUUUCAGACCAGAGCUCUUUCUAAAGACACUAGUGAGAAAAGUUUUCUCAAAUUUUUACAUUUUUGUAAGAAGUGUUCUAAAGACAAAGUGUUCAUCUUACCCCUUAUUAAUGGAUCAGAUUAUGUGAUUGAUUUUUAAAUCUGGACUUUAAAAAUAAGACAUGGAACUCUUGCACUGGGGCCACGGGAAUACUUUUUCUUAGAACAGUUUUCAUAUAUAAGAGUCUUAAUAUUUUGUCACUGGAAUGAUCCAACAUACAGGCUCAAGUGUCUUGUAUCCUAAAGGCUCUUUUUCUGAUAGCUCCGUCAGGAUCUUGUGUAAUGUGCAGAUCUGGGACCUCAUACACAAUAUACAGUCAACCCAGUAUAAUAGAACAUGAUGUUAUAAUGGUGCAGCUAUUAUUUCCAUGGCAGGAUUAGAUGGUCAGAAAGCUGGUAAACAGGAGGAUUCUCCAGAGCCCUGGAAACAUUUAGGGGCCUAUUUAGAAAGAUCCACAAAAUUAUCUUUUCUCAUUUUCCGCCCUUUUAUCUGUUUUACUGCCAAAUUCCAGCUGAUUUUCCCCCCAGUUCUUAAAGUCCGACAUGGGAAGUUAUAUGGAAGUGCAAUGCAAAACCUUUUUAGAUAAAAAAAAAAAA